Sorex araneus (European shrew) is the source of this 1341-nucleotide messenger RNA. It is a transcript of the gene CD99L2, whose product is annotated as CD99 molecule like 2. The record is from RefSeq and is a predicted model, not a curated record. The transcript has 10 exons. NCBI's taxonomy places the organism in Eukaryota, Metazoa, Chordata, Mammalia, Eulipotyphla, Soricidae. Bases 96 to 737 code for a protein of 213 amino acids.
UCCCCGGCCCCGCCCCCGCCGCGCCCGCCCCGAGCGCCCCCUCCGGCGCGCUGGUGCUCACUGUGGCCUCUGGGCCCCUCCGCCCCGUCGCCACCAUGCGGGCCUGGCGCGUGGCCUUCGUCGUCGUCUGUCUGUCCGUCUCCUUGGCCGCGGUGGUCCAGAGAGCAUCUGCGGACUCCAGUGCUGAUGUCAAGCCGAAGAAUGACGUGAAGGGCCCCUCCUCCGUGAGGCAGAGACGAGACCUUUACGGCACCACAACUCGGAGACCAGCCACAACCAGAGCUCCGGCAAAGCCUGCAGGUUUAGAUUUUGACUUGGCUGAUGCCUUGGAAGAUACAGAUGAUAAGCAGAAGAAGCCGAGCAUGGGGGCAGGUGAAGGAGCAUUUUCAGACAAGGACCUUGAAGACAUUCUGGGCGAUAACUACAAGCCGGACAAGGGUAAAGGCGACGGCCGCUCCAGCAGUGAAGACAGCCCCGAAUCCGGAAUGCCAGCCGAGACGGGCACUAUCGCGGGGGUGGCCAGUGCCCUGGCCAUGGCGUUGGUGGGCGCCAUCUCCAGCUACAUCUCCUACCAGCAGAAGAAGUUCUGCUUCAGCAUCCAGCAUGCAGCCGAAGGUUCAGAGGGUGUCAAUGCUGACUACGUGAAGGGCGAGCACAUGGAAGCUGUGGUGUGCGAGGAGCCCCAGGUGAAAUUCAGCGAGGUGCAGGCCUCCGCUCCCCCCCAGCCCCGGAUCUGAGCCCUGCCACCGUGGCCCCUGCUCCUGUAAUGUCUCUGGCUUCUCUCGCCCCACGCCUGACCGAAGAGCGGGCUGCCCGCUCCAGCCUGGCCCACGGACUCGCGCUGCCCGCUGCCACUUUCUCCCAGCCCUUAGCAAGCACGAUUGUGAAUCCAAGUCGCUGUGAGCCCCGCGCUCUGACUGCCUUCUGCCGCUGGGUGCCCCCAGUGCUGACUGCACAGAGGCGUGCUGGGGGCCGGGUGUGCAGGUUUGCUCAGAUCAUGUCACCAGUCCCUGCUCUGUGUCUGUGCCAGGCUCCGGGCCCCCUGGUGGGGUGUCAGCAUCUCUGCAGCCGGUUACCACGUUCCUGCCGGCGUGGUGCGAGUGUCCCUCACGCUCACAGCUCACAGGCCCCUAGACACCCUGCCCUGCCCAGCAGGUGCCAUGAGCAGGCACUUCCGGAAGCAGAAUCCGAGUGACCGGAAGAGCAGGGACCUAGCUGCAAGGCUCAGGGGACUGUGAGUCAGGGGCGGCCCCGGAGCGCGGGCUGCCACGUCUGAAGUCAGAUCACUCAUGAUAUCGGACGUGCCGCAUGUCCCAUUAAAUGAAGUGUGUUAACGUGUCA